UUCAGAGAAAGAACUACACCGGAGGAGCGGCUCCAUGCUGGCGUCUCCUCCUCCGGAGCUGUUCGCCGACUUGCGGGACAUGAUCAUGGGGAGCCCGCUGGCCAAAUGUGCCGCCGCCGACCUCGCCAUCCAGUGGGGCGGCUGGGCGAUAGCGGCUGCGCUCAAAACCGAGAAGUUCUACGACUUAGCAGGAUCUGCCACUUUCAUCCUGCUCGCCCAUUUGAGUCGUAUCUGGGGAGGAGGCGGUCACCUUCGUCAGAAUGUUCAGACGGGGCUGGUGACGGCGUGGGGACUCAGGCUGGGAACGUUCCUCUUCCUGCGCGUCUUGAAGGACGGCCACGAUCGAAGGUUUAACAAUGUCAGAGACAGCCCGGGGGUCUUCUUUGUGUACUGGACUAUCCAAGCCCUGUGGGUGUUCAUGACGCUGCUGCCCACCCUCAUACUCAACAGCGAGAAGCGAGACGCCCCGCUGGGACCGAAGGACUACGUAGGCUGGACCCUGUGGGCUCUGGGCUUUGCCACCGAGGCCGUCGCAGACCAGCAGAAAUGGCUCUUCAAGCGAGACCCGGAUAACGUGGGGAAGUUCAUCCAGAGCGGACUGUGGGCGUACAGCAGACACCCCAACUACUUUGGCGAGAUCCUGCAGUGGUGCGGUUUGUGGCUGUCGGCCUCGUCGGUCAUGCGGGGUCCGCAGUACCUGAGCGCGGCCUCGCCGGUGUUCGUCUGGUUCCUGCUGCGCCACGUCAGCGGCAUUCCCAUCCUGGAAAAGCAGGCCAUGAAGAGGUGGGGGUCCGACCCGGUCUUCCAGGACUACCUCAGAAACACGCCUAUGCUGUGGCCUUGGCCCUUAUCAGCGUGAAGACAUUUAGUACAGGACCUUUGACGACAAAUAUUUGGAAUAUUAAAAUCUCAUCUUU
Molecule: messenger RNA, 917 nt
Organism: Doryrhamphus excisus (bluestripe pipefish)
Lineage: Eukaryota; Metazoa; Chordata; Actinopteri; Syngnathiformes; Syngnathidae
Source: RefSeq, a predicted model, not a curated record